AUUGUUACCAAUAAACUCCAGCGCGGUGAUACAACGUCGCAAACACACCAGCCUUCACCUUGGAGCAACAAAUCCGCAUUUCCACGCUUUGUAUCACAACCUCGUCAUCCUUGGUGUUACUUAGCUCAAGGUCAACGCUUCAACAUGGCCACCGCACCGAUCAUCACCUUCAAAGCUGGUCAAUGUGAUCUCGACACCUCCUCCAAACCAUUCAAGGUCAAGCCACAAGCUCAGCCCGGCUACAUCUACCUAUACUCUGAAGAUGACCUCAUCCACUUCUGCUGGCGGAGACGCGAUGCGCCCCUCACCGAUCCAGAGCUAGACCUUGUCAUGGUCCCUACCGAUGGCUCCUUCGUCCCCUACGAGUACAAGACAUCUCCCCAGCCCACCGCGAAGACGAAUGGUCGCAUAUUCGCUCUCAAGUUCGCUUCCUCCUCGCAACGCCACCUCUUCUGGUUGCAAUCGAAGCCCCAGAGCCAGAAUGGGGAUGAGAGCUGGUUCAGCCCUCGAGACCGCAAGAUUGGUGAGAUUGUCAACUCAUUACUGCAGGGUGAAGAGGUGGACGUCACACGGGAGCUGGCCAACGUGCGACGGUCAAACAACCAACCUGACGACGAUGACGACGACGAGGAUAUGGAAGAUGCUGAACCGUCUCUUGGGCCCCGUGGCAGCGUAGGCGGUGGUGCGGGCGCGGACGCCACAGGCGGUGAUGUGCGCGAAGAGGGCGAGAGCUCAAGAGAGGGAGGAGCCGAUGGAGCACGAGCGGGUCCGGCUGGAAACUCGGAUGCUUCUGAGGCCGUGAGGAAUCUUUUGAGCUCCCUCGCGGGGCAGCCAGGACUGUCCGGCAGUCAGAGUCAGACACAGGACAAGCCGUAUCCUCAUUUGAGCCACCUCUUACCGACAUCCACCACUGUGCCAAUGGUCGACUACAUCGCAUCGAAUAAUCCCGCCCGCCUGGACACCUUUCUCGGCUUCCUCCCGCCGUCUGUGCUGGUCCUCUCGGGACCCAACCCAGAGGCGUUCAGCGGCAAAGACGAACCGGCUGCUGCUGAGGUCGAGAAGGCAAAAGCAGCAAUGUCCCUCGAGGACAAGAAGGCGCUUCUGAAGAAAGUUCUUCGCAGCCCCCAGUUCUUCCAGGCCUUGGGUGUGCUGAGUCAGGCUCUCAGGGAUGGUGGACUUCCCGGAGUCGCAGAUGCUCUGGGCAUCCGGGUGGAAAAUGGAGGUUAUCUGCCAAACGGGACUAUGCCACUGGGUGGCGGCCAGGCUAUCGAGGCUUUCGUUGAAGGUGUGAAGAAGACAGUUGGAGGGCAGUAGUCAACGACAAUUUGGAUGCCUGCUGUUUUUGAGACCCCUGGAUUGAAAAUGCUUCAACAUACAAGUCAUGCUAGGUCCAUCCACCACAAUGAGUACGCUACAGGGACACACCGAGCUGGGUGAUAAUAAAAUUCAGUUGCUAUUAUUUUUAAGACAUAAAAGUUGCAUGCAUAGUCCAUUCGACCAAGCGCUCCUUGAAGUUAAGAGAUAUCAAUGCUGUCAUAGGGUAGGC
Messenger RNA from Emericellopsis atlantica, 1546 nucleotides. Its product is annotated as proteasome complex subunit Rpn13 ubiquitin receptor-domain-containing protein. Gene Ontology annotation, molecular function: endopeptidase activator activity; ubiquitin binding; proteasome binding. Gene Ontology annotation, biological process: ubiquitin-dependent protein catabolic process. The record is from RefSeq and is a predicted model, not a curated record. The transcript has 4 exons. The coding region runs from base 145 to 1314 and encodes 389 amino acids. NCBI's taxonomy places the organism in Eukaryota, Fungi, Ascomycota, Sordariomycetes, Hypocreales, Bionectriaceae. Gene Ontology annotation, cellular component: proteasome regulatory particle, lid subcomplex; cytoplasm; nucleus.